AUGGAGGGGAAAAUUGCGGCGCGCAAGGACAAGGAGAAAGCGGCGGAGGAGGCGAUCUCUUCAGUGAGCGGCAAGAGCGCGGCGGGGCCAAAGCCGAAACAGGGGCGCAUGGAAGACUUCUACGGAGACGAGGGUCUCUCGUCCAAGCGGAAUUCCGACGAGGUGAUAUGCCUCUAUUUCGCGGGGAUGCGCGUGGCGGAAUGGCAGUGCGAGAACCUCCUCUUCCUCAACAUGCUUCGCGCCGUCGCCACCGUGCCCAACUACGUCCCUCCCAAGCGUGACUACACGGGCGUGACGAUCGCCAGCGAUAUGAUGACGGACAAGAGCGGGCGCGCGCCGAUAAACAUCCUGCUCCUCAACGACGCCGGUGCUGUUUUCAUCGAGGCGGUUGACUGCAAAAUGGAGCUGAAGAGCGAAGCGUUCGUGGCCGAUAUCUUGCGCCCGAUCAUAAAGAAGAUCGGCCCGGAGAAUGCCGUCAGCGCUGUGCAUGGACGGUGGCAGCAACCACGCGUCGGCAUGCAAGUUGCUGCAGGCGGAGUGACCGCACAUCGAGCAUGUGCCAUGCGCCACCCACGUGCUCGACUUGCUGAUGGAGGACAUCGGCAAGAUGGAGUGGACGCGAGACGUCGUCGGCCGAGCGGGCGACAUGAUCACGUUUCUGCGUAUCCACCUGUGGACGCGCGCUUUUCUGCGGAGUCCGGAGCUGCACGGCGGGAAGGCGCUGCAGCCGCUGCGACCGGCGGGCACGCGUUUUGGGACGCACUGAUGGAGGUGCCAUUCAUGGUGAUGAGGAGGACGGACUCGCAGGCGAAGGGGAUGAUGGGUGCUAUCUAUGACAUCAUGCUGCAGCUGACGGAGGACAUGGCGAAGCUCCUGGAUGGUGAUAUGUGUAAGCUGAAGGAGGAGGAGAAGGAGGAGGUGCAGGAGCACUUGAGGCGCCGCUGGGACGAGAGUUUGGCGUGCCCCCUUCACGUGGUUGGCCGGAUCCUUAAUUCGGCCAACCAGCUGGAGGAGAUUUUCCUGCGUGACGUUGAGUGCACCAAGGUGAUGAGGGAGUGGCUCGCCCGCUCUAAGGUCUUUGUCGACAAGUUCUGGAAGGGGAAGAAGGGGCCGCACAAGAGUUUGCAGGAGGGGAUGUUGGCGUACAUCAACGCCACUGGGAGCUUCGGAUCGGAGGAGGCCAGAUUGGGGCGUGAGGAGCUGCAGGAUGGGAAGGGGGACGUGCUGGCGUGGUGGCAGUAUCACGGCUGGGAGUAUGCAGACCUGGCUGGACUUGCGCGCCGUGCGCUGUCCCAGCCAGUUUCCGCCGCCCCGUGCGAGCGGAACUGGUCUGUUUGGGACGGCGUGCACACGGCACGCAGGAACAGGCUCGGGUCGGAGAAGGUCCGCGACCUUGUGUACGUUGCGCUCAACUGGACAGUUGUGCACAACCAUCACAAGGGAGCGGCUGUUGCAGGGCCUAGUGGGGUGGGAAGGAAGGGGGGGAUCGUGGAGGGGAACAUUCCCACCCCCCCCCUCCCCGAGGGCUACAAGCUGGAGGAGGAUGGGGAGGUGGAGGAGGAUGAGGACGCGAUGUGUGUGGAUGAGCACGCGCACCAGGAGGAUGGCGAGGAGGAGGAGGAGGGCGGGGAGGACGAAGAUUAA
Closterium sp. NIES-65 is the source of this 1644-nucleotide messenger RNA. The record is from the annotation of a GenBank genome assembly. Lineage: Eukaryota; Viridiplantae; Streptophyta; Zygnematophyceae; Desmidiales; Closteriaceae.